AUAAAAUUUUCUUUUAGGUUCUAGAAAAAGACCAGCAGACGAGAUGGAUAUAGAACCUCAUAUACUAUCUGUGGAUAAUCUGGUAAACGAAGAAGAUAAAAUGGAAUAUUUUAAAGAUGUGAACUCUAGCCAAGAUAAAUCUAUGACAGACAAAUUCCCUAGUGUCACUGAAUUAAAAGAUCAAGAAGUUCUCACAGCCACAGGAGAGAUUGUUAUGUUCCCUAAGCCAUCAGCUGAGACAUUUUUCAGCUACAAAAUUGUAUCAGAGGAAGAGAAAAAAGUCAACUCAGAUUUCUUCAAUAAGAGGCGAGCAACAAAAAAUCCACAACGCUACCUUAAAAUAAGGAACCAUAUUAUUGAAACUUGGCAAAAACAGAAGCCUAGGUAUGUGAGUAUCUCUCAUGCAAGGAAAGGACUCAAAGACUGUGGAGAUGUCACUCCUAUCAGCCGCAUACAUAGGUACCUUGAAUGUAAAGGUGUGAUUAACUUUGCAUCAGUGAAAACUCGUCCAUGGCUGAGGAAGGAUUCAAAAUCAGCACACAUGACUCAAUCUAAUGUGAAGAGACUAAAAGUAAUUUCAGCAAAUGAUUAUACAAAGAGAAGUGAGCGCUUGAUUGGAGAUAUGGAAUCAGAAAUUGACUUUGAUCUAGAGGAAGAGGUGAAAUUAUUGAAGAGUGUAGAAGUAUCACCUGUGGAAAAAGGAAGGCAAGCAAAACCAAGAAAUCAGUCUGAUAAAUCAAUGGAUAUUAAAAUAAGAAAUGUGACAGUCAGACAAGGCAAUGCCGUAGAAAUUGAAGUAACAGCAAAAGAAUCAACUGAAGGCAAAAGACAUGGAAAAACUACAAUAACAGUAAAAGAUGUGAAUGUGACGUCAGAAGUGAGUUCAAGUGGCCGAAGGACAAGAAAUGUAGCAACACCAAACUGGGCGGAUAUUAUAAGUGGAAGGAAAAGUUUUAAGAAAGAUGGAGGUGUUCUUGUCCAGGUCAAAAAGGAACCUGUUGAUGUUGAGUAUGAAAAAGCACUUGAUCAGUCAAAUGGAAACCAGUCUGGAAUUAAAGAUUCACCUACAAAGUCAAAGCAAGUGAUAGCAUCUGAAAGCACAGAUGUCUUGGUAAAACAAAACAAAAGUCGAAAGAGGGAGGAGAUUGUGGGAAAACACGUUAAUAUUAUUAAGACUAUAAAAUCACCACAGAGAGAAAACAGUGCUGAAAAUGCUAAACAUAGUAGAAAUAUAGUUAAGAACUCUAAUAAUGAAGAAGAUUUAUUUGAAAUGGAAACUUCAUUUGGAUCAGUUGAUGGUGUUGGUUUAGCACCCCAAAGAGGAAUAUAUUACAAAUUUGCAUGUACUGAGUGUGAUAAGAAAUUUUGUGUAGGUUAUUUACUGGAGGAACAUAUGAAAAAUAUACAUUCAAAAAAUGUUGAUGGUAUAGCUACUGGUAAUGAUGAUGAUGAGCCUGAAACUGAAGUAAAUGACAUGUUUGAAGUUGAUGGUGAUGAUGAUGAUGACUAUGCAGAUGAUGUGGAUGAUGAGGAAUUAGAAGAUCAUAAUAUUACAGACGAUGAUUUCUCACCAGAUAUCAAAGUACCUAAAAUCUCAAGGGAGCCUAAAAGCGAUGAUAUUGCUAUACCUAAAGAUACUAAAGGCAGAAAAAAGCCAACAUGCAAUAUUUGUGGACAGACAUUCCUGACUCCAGCCAAUAUGAGGAGACAUAGUCUCCUCCAUACCAACAAAAUGUACGAGUGUCCAUUUUGUGCAAAACUAAUGAAAAGGAAAGAUUAUGUUAAUCAACAUGUGAGGAAGGUCCACAAAGGGCAUAACCUGGAAGAAAAUCCAAUUGAUUUUGAUAAGUUUACCCACAUCAUUGAACCAGAGGUUGAUGAAAGUGGAAACCAAGAUGAAACUAAAUCACAGUUGGAAGGUCGAGGGGAUAAACCAGCACGUAGUAAAGUUCUUGCUGGACUAGGGAAGAAAGUAUGUCCUGACUGCAGUAAAUUAUUUGAUGCCCAGGAAGAUUUAGAACAGCAUAUGCUCUCUGUCCAUAAAAAAGAGCUAAAGGAUGCUGCAUAUACAUGUCAGGGAUGUAAGAAACAGUUUAAAUCUUUAGUGAGUUACCAGGUACAUAAGCUAAGUCAUAGGAAAAAAGAUUUCAUCUGUCAACAUUGUGGUAAAAAAUUUGCCAAUAAUUCUCAAUUGCAAGUUCAUCGAAGACAUGACCAUCAGUUACAGUACACAACACUUAUGUAUUUUGGGUAUUUAAUGAAUGAAGGUAAAACUUCAUGUGAAAUUUGUAGUCAGGAUUUUGAGAGUAUGGAAGAAUUUCACAAACAUAGGUUGAUACAUCUUGUUUUUGAUUACUUGUGUGACAAAUGCGGAAAUGGUUUUAAGGUUAAAGAAGAAGAGAGUUUUCAGAAACACAAAGAAUCAGAUUGUACUAAAGUUAAUUAUCAUCUACAAUGUGGCGUGUGUGAAAUGCAGUUUUCGAUGUAUGACACACGUCGAAAGCAUGUGCUAGCUAACCACCCAAAAGAAAAUGACUUUUUCUGUCAUCAUUGUGGAAAAACAUUUGAUGAUAUGAAGGAUUUGACAGAACAUUUUCGUAUUCACAAAGAAGAAAAGGUAUUUAUUUGUGAAUUUUGCAAUAAAAGAUUUUUUGAAAAGAGAAACUUGGUAGACCAUAGAGACUUGCAUAAAGACACUAAAAGUUGGAAAUGCCACAUCUGUGACCGUUUGUACAUCAGUAGUAAAAGCCUUCAACGUCACAUUAAACUUCAUCUUAGUAGGUCCGGGAAGAAUUGCAAACAUUGUGAUUCCAAGUUUCGAUCAAACGAAGAGUUGGAGGAUCACAUGUCCACAGUUCAUGCUGACCAGGAUAAUGAUAAAUACCAUUUAUGCCAUCUUUGCCCUCGUACCUUUCUUGACAAAUCACAAUUGCUAAAACACAUGCAAAUUCACGAUGGUGACAACACAUAUACAUGUGAUAUUUGUCAGCAAAUUUUCGAUGCUAAUGUUUUACCUCAGUGGAGACAUUUGAAAAAGGCUCAUCCAGAGGAAGCAAAGAAAAGAGGAAAAAGACAGUAUGUAUGUCAGGAUUGUCCGUUUGUUACCCAGUUUAAACAGAGAUUAGAACGGCAUAUGGAAACUCAUAGGGAAACAAAAGACUUUGAAUGUGAGUAUUGUCAUAGAAAGUAUCAAACAACAAGUUCUCUGAUGACACAUAUGAUAGUACACAGAGGUAAAGUUAAAAAAGGGGCUAAACCUGAGCCAAUAUGUACCUGGACAAAUUGCAGGAAACAGUAUGUAAAACAUUCUCUGUAUAAAAGACACUUGAUAUCUCAUAUCUUUAAGGUGAAGGUAGGAAAAGAUUUGUGUGAUUGUGGACGGUGUCAGUACAGCGCCCCCCAGCCAGGACAAUCUUAUUUUGUACAAGAUGAUUCUGAUUAUUCUGCUGUUGGUUUUGUUGAUGCUGAUGGUAAUCCUUUAGUCGCAACAAAGUUAGCAAACAGUGGAGAGCAAUCACAUGUUAUCAAUGUCCAAGUCUUGCCAGCGGGAGGAACAGAGCAAAGUUACGAGUCCAUGGAUGUCCUGCAAGAGGCAAUAGCACAGAUAGAAGACAUUGAAAAUAAGAAUAAUUCAAAUGGUAAAAAGAAUGUAAAUGAUGAAAAUAAGCAAAGUAUUGGAGAUAAGCCCCUUGGAAUAGUUGCUUGUGAAAAGAAGCUUAAAAUGGAAGCAGAAAAUAAAGACAAGCUAAAAACUGCACAAGGUAGCAAGCCAGAAGAAGUAGAGCAAAGGAAAGAUGUGGUACCUAGUUCAGUAUCAGAUAUUGUUGAAGAGAAAGGAAACUUGGGUGUCUUGGAUGAUGAGAGUAUACCUACAACUGAAACUGAGAGUAUGGUUGAGGAAGUUAUUGUUACUGGAGCUUCUACAGACAUAAACCCAGUUGAGCUUCCAAGCUAUAGGUUUGAAUGUGGAGUAUGUGAACUGAUGUUCCAGUACAAGUGUCUAGUUCUGUUUCACCUAGAAGAGGAUCACCCUGACCACAGAUAUCCUCACUGUCCUACAUGUGGUAAAUGCAUCAUUGAUAAGAAGAAUCUUACAGAUCAUAUGCGUAUUCAUGAUGAAGUCCGAAGCUUUAGGUGUAAUGUAUGUAAUAAAGGUUUCCGUACUAAACAAUGUCUUAGACAGCAUUCAUUUAUCCAUGCAAUAACAAAACCCUUUACGUGUAAUUAUUGUGGUCAUGGGUUUACCCAGAAAGGAUUUUACUUGGAACAUAUUAGGCGCCACACUGGCAUGAAACCCUUUAAAUGCUCUGUAUGUUCAAAGGCAUUUGUGUCAAAGAAUCUCUUACGUAUUCACAUGUUUUCUCAUGCCAAUUCGCGUCCUCAUCAGUGUGAACUUUGUCCGAAAUCUUUUAGUGAGAACUAUCAGCUCACAGCACACAUUCGUACACACAAUGAUGAACGUCCAUUUAAAUGUACUGAAUGUGACAAAGCAUUCUUUGUGAAGCCAAAACUGAUUAGACAUUUAAACACAGUUCACGGAAUAGAUAAGGAGGAAUUAACAAAUUAUGUUGCAACACGAGUAGGAGAGGGUGUUGGUUACCGUGACAAAACAAAAGUCAAGAACCAAAUGGCGCAGAAAACACAAGUUGUUUAUAUAGACACACAUGGUAAUAUUGUUAGCCAAGAAUUAAAAGAAGAGGAAAUGAUUGAAGAGCAGAAUCAGCCUGCAUCAUCUAGGCAUACACUUAAAAUAAGACCAAAUGCACCUUUCAUUGUCAUGAAAAAUUCAGGUGAAACAGCUGACACAUCUAAUUUGGAUGAGCACUCAUUUGAAGUAGUAACUAAGAGAGAUGAACAUGGAAGUCUGCAGGUAAAUGCUAUAAUGCAAGGGGAUUUAAAUGCUACUGAAACAGUGACAGAAGAUGGACAUGUUACAUAUCAAAGUACAGGUGGAAACCUGGAGUUAAAUGGGGAAAAUUACACACUCGUUACACAAGCUGGUCAGGAUGAGCACAUUGCACUGAUAACCCAAACACUAGAUGGAGUAGAGGGACAAAAUAAUACUGUAGAAGGUGACAGUCACAUUCAGGUUAUAACUCAAGAGGAGGGCACUGAGAAUGAAUUUGUUGGAGAAGAGAAUUUACAAGUUAUUACUGAAGAAGAUUUAACUGAAGGUGUUGCUGGAGCAGAAAAUUUCAGCAUUAAUAUUGGAGAGGAUGGGACAGUGGAUGCUGCAGAUUUUGAAAAGAUUGAAGCUCUAAGAAACAUGUAUAGUGACCAGCAAAUUGUUAUUGUUUUAGAGAGUCAGCAGCAGUAAAAUAUUCACAGUGCCUGACAGAGAAUUAGUGUUCUAGAUGACUAGUAUGAAUACUAGUGUAGAAUAAAUAAACUAUUCUAGAAAAUUAAUGAAAAGAAUUGCGCUGUUCAAUUAUCAAAUAGCUGUCUUUGAUAUAGAAAAUGAAUUACUGGAAAUAUUUGUACUUUUCAAUUUCAAGAAUCUGACUGUGUUAUAGAAAAUGAAUUACUGAAAAGUAAAGUAUUAUACAAUUACCAUUUAAAGGUAUUUGUUCUUGAAAGUCAGCUGCCAAAGAGGAAUGUACAUUUAUUAAUUAACUGUCUAACUCUUGCUUAAUGAUGAACAAUUAUUGGUAUACCGACUUUGCUUUAGAAAGUUGACUGCAUUCAAAGUGUACAAUAUUCAACAAAAUAAGUUCCCUGGUGUUUAAGAAAAAAAAGGUAUUGUAGACUUUUUUAGUGAACAUAAUUAUUGUUUAUUUUGUUUAAUUGGGUUUUACGUCCCACCGUCACAUUAUAGUUCAUAUGGUGACGUUCCAGCUUUACUGGUGGCGGAAGACCUCUGGUGCCCUUCUGUGCAUUAUUUCCAGAACCACCGACGUUCCAUAAGCUAGCUGGAUAGGCUCCCUCACAUGAAAGAAUCCAUAGUCCCUGUCGGAAUUCGAACCCUCAGAGGGGUUUGGAGUCAACGACCUUAACAACAUGGCCAGGGUCGCCCAAAAAAAUAAACAAAAUGAUAAUAUUUUAGUUAAAUACAAAUUUGUGGACUGUAUGUGUACAAUAUGCUUAAUUACGUUUAUUUAUGCGCUUGUAAUUGUCGGGCUAUUUACUGUGUCCACCUUUGAAGAAAAGGGACAUCUUGUUUUGCAGCAUGAUGUUGGUCGAUCCAUCCCCACAUUGUUUCAAAUCAAUAACUUAAGUACCCUUAACUUAGGAAGUAGCUGACUCCUAUUGAUUUUGGGGUCAAAGUCACAUUGACUCGACAACCCAUGGUCCCUUGGUCCUCAAACUUCGCAAGUGCAUUUGUCUUGGCCAGUAAAUGACCCAAUUUUAUUUUGGGAUCAUAAGUCAAGUUCACACUGACCUUGUGUUUCAUUACAGUUUUCAAUCAACUGAUUACUGGACAACCCAUUGACCCUCAAACUUCACCAAUACGUUGAUGGUCACCUAAGCAUAAAGUGCUCGUAAUCAAAAUGUGUCCGUCGUUCGUCAGUAUGUCCGUGUGUCCUUCGUCAACUUUUUAGACUGGGCCUUUGAUGAAAUUUUCCUGGGAUGGUCCUAGCAUGAAGCACUACUUAAAUUGUUCAAAUGGUUUUGCUGAAUUGAACAUCUGGGUCAGGAUCAAGGGCUGAAAUGAAAUCUUUAAAAAUCUUCUCUGACAGUGGGCUUCGGUUUUUCAGGUCUCUCGCACAUCCACUUCCUGUUUACCGACUUAGAUUUUCGACAUUAAUGGUUAAUGGUAGGAAAUUUUUGUAGCAGUUACUACUUAUCACAGCCUCUUGAUAUUUGGUAUACAGCAUUAACAUGUGGUCCCAUACCUUGGGAUGUGAUUUCAUGUCUGUUGCGCAUCCACUUUCCGUUACCCGAUUUAGUUAAAUCGUCGACAUUAAUGGUCAGUGGUAAAUUUUUUUUUCGUCACAUCACAGCCUCGUGAUUUUGGUAUACAAAUGCAAGCCGGCAUUUUUUUCUGUCUGACCCAUUUUCAUUAUGUUCAUAAAGUAUAAACUUAAAAACUCUUUUUCUCUGAACAUGCAAGGCUUAGAGCUGGGAUAUUUGGUAUGUAGCAUCAUCAUAUGAAAAUCUACAUGUAAGUGUUCAAAUUACAUCCCUGGGUAAAAAUUGGCCUUGCCACAAGGGGUCAUUGGUUUUCCUUAUAUGUAUGUAGUAAAAACUUGAAAAAUCAUCAUCUCCUGAAUUGACAAAGGCUAUAGGUAAGAUUAUUGACAUGAAACAUUGUGUUAUUGGGUCAAUAAUUGAUUUUCAUUUUAUUUAUAUUAGGUCUGCGAACGAAUAAGGAAUUUGAUGUGCGAAUAUUCGUUUUUCAUAUUCGAAUAUUCGUUUUUUUACAACAUUUGUUCCAAUAUUUCUUCUUGUCGUAUACGUAUCCGAAAUUGAUUGCGUCGGAUACUAUACUACUUUAAUAUGCUUGUAAUAAUCGACGAUUCAACCACUAACAAAGUUCUAUGCUCCUGCGUUUAUGAAUAAAUUAUGCAAAUGAGCCGCCAUGUUGGAGUUUCGGUAAGCGUGUUGGAAAUUGCUACCUGUUCGUUUUGAAAGCUCGUCCUAACUUACAAUUUCCUUGAAUGUAUGAAAACUUGGUUUUGUUUGAUUGCAUAUUGAAUGAUAGGUAUUGCAAAAUAAAUAUAAUGAAAAUCGAUCAAUAAAUAAUUGUAUACGAGCGUUAUAAAGUCAAUUUAAUUCGUCAGAAUAAUAAGGUUCUGUUGCAGGGUAUCGGUAAAAGACUGCUUUUUUUCCCGUUUUUGAAAUUUAUUUGAACACGGAGACAAUUUUUCUCAAACAGAUUUAUGAAUAUACUUUACGUUGCAACAGAGUUUACCGUGUGUCCAUUCCUUAUUUAAAUUGUCUGAGAAGUUAAAUCUGUUUGUUUACAUGUAAAUGUGUACCGUCAUUUUGACCGAGUGGAAUAAAAACUACCAUGACGGUGAUAAUACCGGAUAUGUAAUGAAAAUUACGCCGUGUAGUGCAAAGUUUUGGACAUUGCAAUUAAAAUUAACACUUACGUUGACUCAAACUGUUCCUUGUCAGCAAAAUUGAAACCGAAAGUAGAGGUUGUUCUAGAAUUUAAUCGAAUAAAAUGGGUGGAAUUUAACCACCGCGCAUGCCCUGUGCGAACGUAUUGUUUACAUCCGGUCGUAGCAUAGGGUAAGAGUGCAAACUUUGUUAGUGUCAACUACCACAGGUUCUACAUUACAGGUUCUACAUUUGUUUGCUUUUUGUUUUGAAAAUUAUAAAUAUUCAUUUUUUUGUUGGUGUUUCUACUAUGUAAAAACAUUUGGAUUGAACUUAUAAAUAGAAGUUGCGUCUUACUAUUUGACAUGUGUUAGAAUGUAAAUAAAUUAAAGUUUUUUGUGUAAAUGCAAAAAAAAUCAUUGCCUUUCUGUAAAAAAAUGAAUUUGCCUUGUUGACUUUAGUGUUACGACUUGAUAUGUUGUAGUAGCUUCCUAAGGCUUUGUAUUUUGCUAUGAGUAGUGUUGGAAAAUUGAUAUCAAUUUUUGCACGAUGCCUAGCAGCAAAAUAAAUUGCUCCAGAAAGCUAUUACAACAUAAUUUUCCUUCUAGUAUAUACCUAUAAAUUUUUAGACAAAAAGAGAUUCAGUUAACUAAACUUCUUUUACUUAUUUCACAAACAAAGAUAUAGCUGUCAAGAAAUAAUAUUAAUAAAUGACAGAUGAAUAUUUUUUUACAAAUUUAAGAGACCACCCUAAGUAUCACCAGUUUUUGUAUAAGGCACAGCUAAAAUUGGAACCAAUGGAGAACAAUAGUUUAGCACUUCCAUAUAUGGUACUGUUUUUACUGUCUUGGUCACUAACAUAACUCAGAUUUUUCUAUCCUUGGAACCAAUUGUAUUGGCGCUUCAUGAUUUGCGUGUAUUUUUAUGGAGAAAAUUUAUAGGUAUAUAAUAUACAUCUGUAUAUGAAUGCAAUAUAAAAUUCAAAUUAACAUUUUUUCUGCUAAUGAAUGUAUGUAGUUUUUGCCCAGUCUGCCUCUGUGACUAUCUGUAACCAUGACUGUAUGUUAAAGCCACAACAUGCCUCUAGUUCAGAGCUUUAUUUUGAAAAAUGACAUUGAUUAAAUGUUAUAUAUACUGUAAUUUAACAGAUCAUACAUGGUUAGAAACAAUUUGUUUUACAAACACAUCUGGUGUUAGAUGGUUUAAACCACCAUUUAGUGAGUAAAAUGUUAAUUCUAUUAAAAUGUGGAUCAUAUUACUGUCCUUGGCUGUUAAAAAGGGUAGUGAUAUACAAGUUAUAAUAGAGAUAUUGUGUUGAUCUUUCGUUUUUACUUGAAGGAACAAAAUUCAAUCUCUUUUGGCUGUUAGUUGUCUGUGUAAUGUGUUUUUCUUAAAGAUUUUAACAAAGAAUCAUGUAUAUCACAAUUUGUUAUGCCACCGCAACAUCUGUGAUGCGGUGGCAUUUGGCGAUUCACAUCUGUGUGUGUGCAUGCGCGUGUGUUAUUCCUCUUGUGAAAAACCACUAGUCCAAUUUCAACCAAACUUGGCAGGAUUGUUCCUUGGUGAAGGGCUUCCAAAGUUGUUCAAAGAAUUUGAUUCCAUGCAGAAAUCUUGUUGCCAUGGCAACCAACAGGAAUUAUAUGAACAAAUUUUAAAAAUCUUUUUGUAAAGACACACAAUGACUAUGGCAUAGAUAUUUUGCAUAAAGCAUUAUCUGUUAGACCUCUACCAAGAUUGUUCAAAUUAUAGCCCUGGGAUCAAAAUAAGCCUCGCCCCGGGGGUCAUUGAUUUUAACUAUGUACAUCUAGCAAAAACUUGAAAAAUAUUCUUGUCUGAAGGUACAAUGCUUAGAGCUUGGGUAUGUGGUAUCAUCUUUAGGUCCUCUACCAAAGUUGUUUUGCUGUAUACAGUAAAAACUUAAAAAAACGAUCUUCUUUAAAAAAAAAACAAAUAGCUAGAUAUUAAGUAUGAAACAUCUUCUAGUUAGUGUCUACCAAGCUUGUUCAAAUAAAAGCCCUGGAGUCAAAAUUGGCCCCAUCUUGGGGGGGUUCAUUGAUUUUCCUUAUAUGUAUGUAGUUAAAACUUUAAAAAUCUUCUUUUAAAAAAAACCGAAACAGCUAAUACGUAGAUAUUAAGCAUGAAACAUCUUCUAAUAGGUGUCUAUCAAAUUUGUAAAUAAAAGCCCUGGGGUCAAAAUUGGCCCCUCCCAGGGGGUCAUUAAUUUUCUUUCGACCGUAAAACCUGAACGGGCGGUCACACCUGCACAACAGCCGAUUUGUAAACAGCGGCCAGCUUAAGACUGUCGGUGUAGUUUCCUUUUUUAAAUGCAUUCUAUAUAACACUAAUCUGUAAUAUAUGCAGCCAACUGUCAUCCUAACAGAUUUUGGCACGUAUAAAACGGCGCAACAAACUUUCAAAUAGGUAAACACACGAGAGUGCGAAGAAAAAACUUAUAAUUGCCCUUACGGGACCUAAUACACAACUGCACCUGUGUAUUUGUCAAGAUAAGAAUAAACCGGCGAAAAGUAAUUUACGGAUGAUUUGGUAAAGAUAAGAAUAAACCGGCGAAAAGUAAUUUACGGAUAGUGUUUUCUAUUGUUUUCUGUGGGUUUUUUUUGUGUGUGAAAAUAAUGAUAAAGGAUUAAUGCGGUCGGUGCUUUUAUUAUGAGCAAACACUCUGAUUUAAUUUAUUUGGUGUAAAUUGAACAUUGUGAUAGUUGAAUGCAUUCAUUGUUCGAUAAAUCGUAUGUCAAAUUGUAAAGAUGAUGUCUUUAAAACCAGCGGAGCAAUUUUUUUAUUCUCUUUGGCAAUCAUGUUACAGUACCGUGAACAUCUCUCUUGAGGAUCAAGUUAGAGUCAUUCAUACUAUAGAUACAAAAAAAACACCCUAAACUACUAUUUAAUACAUAGGCACUUGGUUUUGGGAUAAAAAGCCCUUUGAGGGGUUUGUAGAACUCAAAUUUGAUUGAAUGUAACGAUUUUUUAGAUUCUAAAAACGUCAUUUUUCCAAUGUGACAAAAAACUAACAUCGGAAAAAUGACGUUAUUAGAAGCAAUACAUCUAUGUAAAAAAUUGUUACAUUCAAUCAAAUUUGAGUUCUACAAACCUUUCAAAAUGAUUUAGCAUUGUAUUAAUGUGGUGGCACUGCAUUUUUCACAAAUGCAAUCUUGUUUUUCUUUAGUUUUUUCUUUGAUACUAUAAAUGGUAUAUGUUUUUUGAAAAUUGUUAUAUUUUUCACUUUUCUUCUUUGUUACUAUAAAUUUUUGAUUAAAUGAUCUCUACUUUGAACUUCAGAUAAUUGUUCUUUGUCACCACUCACAUCAUCUAGAGUAAUCUACUCUUUAGUUAAUUUUAAAAAUGUUAUAUUCUGGUUACAGCCAGAGAUUUUUAAAGAUUUGCCCUCUGUUUUUCAGUGCAUCUGUCUGGCUGUCCCUAAAAACUGUUUCCUGAGAUUACUUUUAAAGAACAUUUUUAGCAAAUUUACUUAAAAUAGAGAAAAGUUGAAACGUCAGUUUGAGAAAAUUGGAUCUUUUGAUUAUCUGUUGUAUAAACAUAAUUUCAUUAUUAAGCAUGGAAUCUAAACACAUAACUAUAAUACAGAUAAACUAAGAACUCAAAAGAGUCUAGUUUGUCAUGUUGGCAUUCAAUUAUGCCAACAGCCAUUCAGAAUGUUGCUUGGGUUCUAAGCGGUAGAGACUUUUAAAUUGCUUAUUAAAUAAAUUGUUUGCAUGUUCAUCUUAUAUCAUCAUUUUUGUGUUACAUAAUUGUGAAUUUAAUAACUAGUUUUCGUAAUUGUUUAAGCAUUUGCAAAUAUAAAUAAAUGAAGAAAAAUGUU
Messenger RNA from Ruditapes philippinarum (Manila clam), 11821 nucleotides. RefSeq names its product zinc finger protein 729-like. Bases 44 to 5317 code for a protein of 1757 amino acids. NCBI's taxonomy places the organism in Eukaryota, Metazoa, Mollusca, Bivalvia, Venerida, Veneridae. The record is from RefSeq and is a predicted model, not a curated record. The transcript is spliced from 5 exons. Gene Ontology annotation, molecular function: protein binding; RNA polymerase II cis-regulatory region sequence-specific DNA binding; DNA-binding transcription factor activity, RNA polymerase II-specific. Gene Ontology annotation, biological process: regulation of DNA-templated transcription.